Messenger RNA from Rhea pennata, 1539 nucleotides. It is a transcript of the gene SSBP4, whose product is annotated as single stranded DNA binding protein 4. The record is from RefSeq and is a predicted model, not a curated record. The coding region runs from base 90 to 1265 and encodes 391 amino acids. Gene Ontology annotation, biological process: positive regulation of transcription by RNA polymerase II. Gene Ontology annotation, cellular component: nucleus. Lineage: Eukaryota; Metazoa; Chordata; Aves; Rheiformes; Rheidae. The transcript is spliced from 18 exons. Gene Ontology annotation, molecular function: single-stranded DNA binding; protein binding.
AGCCGCUGCCGGUGCCGGUGCCGGGAUGGCGGCGGGGGGCCGCGCCGCCCGCUCCCCGUGACAGGUGGUGGCUCCCGCCGCGCCCCGCCAUGUACGCCAAGGGCAAGGGCUCCGGCGUGCCCUCCGACGGCCAGGCCCGCGAGAAGUUGGCGCUGUACGUUUACGAGUACCUGCUGCACGUGGGAGCCCAGAAAUCCGCACAGACCUUCCUGUCGGAGAUCCGAUGGGAGAAGAACAUCACGCUGGGAGAGCCCCCGGGGUUCCUGCACUCGUGGUGGUGCGUCUUCUGGGACCUGUACUGCGCCGCUCCCGACCGCCGGGAAACGUGUGAGCACUCCAGCGAGGCCAAGGCGUUCCACGACUACAGCGCGGCGGCGGCGCCCAGCCCGGUGAUGGGGAACCUGCCCCCCGGCGACGGCAUACCGGGAGCGCCCGUGCCGCCCGGCUUCUUUCAGGGACCUCCGGGCUCUCAGCCGUCGCCCCACGCACAACCUCCGCCCCACAACCCCAGCGCCCCCAUGAUGGGGCCCCACAGCCAGCCGUUCAUGUCCCCGCGGUACCCCGGCGGCCCCCGGCCCUCGCUCCGGAUGCCAAACCAGCCUCCCGUGGGCGUCCCAGGCUCCCAGCCGCUGCUGCCGAACGCCAUGGACCCCGGCGCACGAUCACAGGGGCAUCCGAACAUGGGGGGCCCGAUGCAGCGGAUGAACCCGCCGCGCGGCAUGGCCGGGAUGGCACCGCAGACCUACGGCAGCAGCGGGAUGCGGCCCCCCCCCAGCUCGCUGGCCGGCCCGGGCAUGCCGGCCAUGAACAUGGGCCCCGGCGGCCGGGGGCCCUGGCCUAGCCCCAGCGCCAACCCCAUCGCUUACUCCUCCUCGUCCCCCGGGAACUACGUGGGCCCCCCCGGCGGCGGCGGCGGCGGCCCCCCCGGCACCCCCAUCAUGCCCAGCCCCGGAGACUCCACCAACUCCAGCGAGAACAUGUACACCAUGAUGAACCCCAUCGGGCCCGCGGGCAGCCGGCCCAGCUUCCCCAUGGGGCCCGGGCCCGACGGGCCCAUGGGGGGGAUGAGCGCGAUGGAGCCCCACCACAUGAACGGAUCCUUAGGCUCCGGGGACCUGGACGGGCUGCCCAAGAGCUCGCCGAGCAACAUCGCGGCUAUGAGCAACCCGCCGGGGACCCCGCGGGACGACGGCGACAUGGGCAGCAGCUUCCUCAACCCCUUCCAGAGCGACAGCUACUCGCCCAGCAUGACCAUGAGCGUGUGAGCCCAGCUCCGCCGGCCCCCCCCGCGGAGACCCCCCCCCCCCGCCCGCGCGUCCCCGCGGGGCCCAACUCUGCAUUUGAACCACGCCGGGGGGGGGGGGGGAGGAAACCCCCCCCCCACCCCCCCCCCCAGCGCCCCAGCCAGCCGGCCGCCCCCCCCCCACCCCACCAACCGCCAGGCAGAACGGGAGGAAGCCAACAAAAUCACCCAGGAACUGCCCCCCCCCCCCCCGGGCACCGCCGCGGACCUGGCACACUGUCCGGGGGGGGGGGGGG